Caenorhabditis sp. 36 PRJEB53466 is the source of this 6818-nucleotide messenger RNA. The record is from the annotation of a GenBank genome assembly. NCBI's taxonomy places the organism in Eukaryota, Metazoa, Nematoda, Chromadorea, Rhabditida, Rhabditidae.
AUGCUAACGGAACCUCUUUCCAAAGAUUGGCAGUGAGUCUAUAUCAAAAAUCGAUUCCCACAAUGAAUAUUGAACGGGAUGAAAGGUGCCCAUGUCAUUGCGCUGAAACUACAUAGUGCGGGUCGGUGGGACUGAGAAAAGAAUAAAAAGCCGUCGAAAGACACUAGGAAAAAUUGUCUACUUUCCAAGAUUUCAUCCAAUCGAUAAGUGGCCAGCUGAAGAGUUGUGGCUAAUAUUGUGAAUUCAAAGAAAAGUUACAUGUUCUUAUUCUAUUAAAAAAAAUGCGCACAUUCGUCACUUCAUUAGAACAUAUUUUACAGAGAUUACUGCAAGACAGAGCGAGAAGAAAAUCAAUUCAAAUGCAUCUACUCGAAGCAUUUCCCAAAAACUGACUGCAAAUACACUGGCUCGCUCAUGAAAGUUAUUUGCCACGUGGAGACAGUGCACUUGUAGGCUUACUGAACGAGUGUAGAACAAAAAUACUUGUGGUGUUUUUCAGCAAUCUAUACAGAUUUAAGUGCGCUUCUUGCAAUGCGAUGGCAACGCAUAAGUUUCAGCUGCUCGAGCAUCAAAAACGUGGACAGUGUCCAACAGUAAAAAUAAAUAGCAGAAACUUAUAUGUGUCAAAUUGUCUUCAGAACGCAAAGGGCAACGUUGUUAUCGAGAUCAACCAAACUGCAGAGGAGAACGUCUACAAAAUGAUCAAUAUCUGCGUUGCUCCCCUGGAAAGAGGAAGGGUAAGCCACUGCAUUUACUGAAGGUUUUGUUGGGUCGGCUUGACAUUCCAGUUUCAACCUGAUCCGUUGCAAGACGGUCUUGGUUCAGUAUUUUGUUGGCUGCGUUUAUAUUUUUCAUCCCAGCAUAGGAAUGCCCCUUCUCAGGACUGUUAAUUAAAAAUAAGAAAAAUACUGAUUGUUUUACUACGUCUUUUUCAGAACGGCGGCUCUUUGGCUUCAACGUCGUCGCGCACGUCCCGAAGAGAACAUGAGAGUGAGGGGCAAGAGGACGAGGUGAGCAAAGUUUUAGAGAGAUCUCUUAUUUUCUUGCUAUGCACGUUAUCUAUUAUUUAUUAUGAAUUUAAGUCCGACGAACCAACUACUCCAACGUACCAAGUGAGCAACGUUAUUCAUUGAUUUUCACUCAUAUCCAUUUCAGACGGCGGAAGGUACGGAAAGAGGUAGAUUGCUGAUAGAAGCGGAAAUGAGGGUGAGUAGAUAACUUAUUCAUAGUUAUUCAAUCAUGCCUGGCAACGGGUAUUGAUACGCAAAGUAGGCCUGAUGUAUCUUGUAAUCAUACACACCUGGACAUAUGUAAUUAUAAAGCCACUCUACAUUUUUGGGCCAUGUCGGUAUCACUUUUGGUUUCUGGAGAAAAACGCAAAAAUAGAGUGGCUUUAUAAUUAUAUCCAGGUGUGUGAGAGCAUGGUUCCAGUGGGUAAAGGCAAAGAACCUGUAGAUCCUAGUGUGCCCCAAAUACUAAUAAGAUGCUCAAAAGCACAACUAACGUUAGGAUAUAAACUGAUUUUGACCCUUUCUAAAACCGUCAUCAGAAAACAUGGUGCUCUAAUGCGGUCAUGUGUGCCUUUCGUUUCACGUAAUCAUAUUCAAUUUGUCCUCACUUGACGGUUUCAGGAUGGCGUCGACGAAGAAGACGAAGGGAAUAGCAGCCCACCCUUGCCUCCCCCUAGUGAAACCAGAGUAUGGGUUAGUAUUUUGUUCGCUGGAUUUAUAUUUUUCAUCGCGGAACAAAAAUAUAUUUAUGUUUUUCAGAUCAACCAGGGAUCUCCUACGUACCAGGUAAGCAACUUCAUUUAUUGCAUUUGAUGAACAAAAUUUCAAAGAUAGACAAUGAAAAUAAUAUUACCACUUGCGGUUUCAGAAAGAAGACGACAACGAAGAUGAUCGCAGCCCCUACACUUCUCACACGAGAAGAACCGAUGCAUGGGUUCGUAUUUACAUAGUUGGCAGACCUAACUCUUUUCAUCGCGGUAUACAAAUGCCCUUCAUAGUUGUCAAUUUGUCUGUUUCUUGUAACUAAUGUGAGACGGUCCCUGAGAACGAGUCAUGUAGACAAAUCCUCCGUCUCCAUUCUUUGCAGCGAACAGACUCAGGCAAGAAAAACCAAUUUGCCGGGGCCGAGAAGUUCAAGUUUUGUUCCAAUCCGUUGCAAAAGGGCUAAAAAACAUUUUUUGACAUUUGUCCACCUUAUAUUUUUAUGUUUUUCAGAUCAACCAGGGAUCUCCUACGUACCAGGUAAGCAACUUCAUUCAUUGCAUUUGAUGAACAAAAUUUCAAAGAUAGACAAUGAAAAUAAUAUUACCACUUGCGGUUUCAGAAAGAAGACGACAACGAAGAUGAUCGCAGCCCCUACACUUCUCACACGAGAAGAACUGAUGCAUGGGUUCGUAUUUACAUAGUUGGCAGACCUAACUCUUUUCAUCGCGGUAUACAAAUGCCCUUCAUAGUUGUCAAUUUGUCUGUUUCCUGUAACUAAUGUGAGACGGUCCCUGAGAACGAGUCAUGUAGACAAAUCCUCCGUCUCCAUUCUUUGCAGCGAACAGGCUCAGGCAAGAAAAACCAGUUUGCCGGAGCAGAGAAGUUCAUGUUUUGUCCCAAUCCGUUGCAAAAGGGCUAAAAAACAUUUUUUGACAUUUGUCCACCUUAUAUUUUUAUGUUUUUCAGAUCAACCAGGGAUCUCCUACGUACCAGGUAAGCAACUACUUUUAUUGCAUUUGAUGAACAAAAUUUCAAAGAUAGACAAUGAAAAUAAUAUGUAUUACCUCUUGCGGUUUCAGAAAGAAGACGACAACGAAGAUGAUCGCAGCCCCUACACUUCUCACACGAGAAGAACCGAUGCAUGGGUUCGUAUUUACAUAGUUGGCAGACCUAACUCUUUUCAUCGCGGUAUACAAAUGCCCUUCAUAGUUGUCAAUUUGUCUGUUUCUUGUAACUAAUGUGAGACUGUCCCUGAGAACGAGUCAUGUAGACAAAUCCUCCGUCUCCAUUCUUUGCAGCGAACAGGCUCAGGCAAGAAAAACCAAUUUGCCGGGGCAGAGAAGUUCAGGUUUUGUCCCAAUCCGUUGCGAAAAAGCUAAAAAAUAAUUGUUGACAAUUGUCCACUUUAUAUUUUUAUGUUUUUCAGAUCAACCAGGGAUCUCCUACGUACCAGGUAAGCAACUACUUUUAUUGCAUUUGAUGAACAAAAUUUCAAAGAUAGACAAUGAAAAUGAUAUUACCACUUGCGGUUUCAGAAAGAAGACGACGACGAAGAUGAUCGCAGCCCCUACACUUCUCACACGAGAAGAACCGAUGCAUGGGUUCGUAUUUACAUAGUUGGCAGACCUAACUCUUUUCAUCGCGGUAUACAAAUGCCCUUCAUAGUUGUCAAUUUGUCUGUUUCUUGUAACUAAUGUGAGACUGUAACUGAGAACGAGUCAUGUAGACAAAUCCUCCGUCUCCAUUCUUUGCAGCGAACAGGCUCAGGCGAGAAAAACCAGUUUGCCGGAGCAGAGAAGUUCAUGUUUUGUCCCAAUCCGUUGCAAAAGGGCUAAAAAACAUUUUUUGACAUUUGUCCACCUUAUAUUUUUAUGUUUUUCAGAUCAACCAGGGAUCUCCUACGUACCAGGUAACCAUUUAUUGCAUUUGAUGAACUUCCCUUUAGUCAGAGAACAUGGGAAGAGUUCCUGAUUGGACUUUUGACGUUAUGGCAGGUUUCAUGUCUGUUGUACCGUUGGUAGCGUUGUCUGAAAACAUUUCAUGGCAGUUUUCGAAUCCGUAUUGACAAAAUUUCAAAGAUAGACAGUGAACAUGAUAUUACCACUUGCGGUUUCAGAAAGAAGACGACGACGAAGAGGACACAGAGGAUCUCAGCCCACCCUUGUCUCCCGCGAGUGGAACCAGAGUAUCGGUUAGUAUUUUGUUGGCUGGAUUCAUAUUUUUCAUCGUGGUAUACAAAUGCUCUCCAAAAGAGAAAUUUGCCUUUAGUUUGUUCCUUUAAACGAAAACAUCGCAUUUUUGUUGUGGUGCGCGUCUCCAGUCGGAUACCGGAAUGCAUCAAAACACUCCUAUUCGCCUGACUACAUCGGCUCAGAAUUGUUAAUUAGAAAUAUGAAAACAACUGAUUGUUCCAACUGAUCUUCUCCAGAACAGCGGCCCUUCUUCGUCCACGUCAUCGCGCACGUCCCGAAGAGGACAUGAGAGUGCGAGGCAAGAGGGCGAGGUGAGAAUUUGGAUCAGCAGAGAAAUUCCCAUUCCUAUUCUCAUCCUUAUCGAAUUGUUUGCGAUUCCCCAAUAUUCUUAUCUCACUCGUCUUCUUUUUUUCAUCGAACACAUAUCGAACACGUGUUUGUGGGCACAGUUUUCUCUUGUGGGGCUCUCGUUCAUCUUUAGUUUCUUUAAAAAAUACAUAUUUUUUACAGAAAAAUUGUGGGACAACGGAAUGGUCUCGCGAGACAAUAAUGAACAAUUUUUGGAGAGAAGCUCAGUUAGUCGUUUACUUUUAUUUUGGAAAAGUUUGAUUCAUGCAGACAUUUUGGCUUUAUCUGAAUUUACAGGUUCCGAGUGCAGGUUCAGUUUGAUUUUUUUCAGAAGAGGCACGUGAAUAAUCAGGUCUCAAAGAAAUAUGGAAAAGAAAAUGUAUAAUCCUAAUAUUUGGGACCUGUUCAUUCACAAAACCAAUCGAUAAAUGUGGAACCUGUAUGUUGAUCUUGAAACCUGGAACUUGUAAAUUCAGAUAAUGUUUUCUAAGCGUUCAAAUUUGAAAUAUUUCAAAAAAAUGUUCAAAAUGUGUAUUCAGGUCCAGUGAGCAACAAGGAAAAACGAAACUCUACAAAUGCGUUCUUGAAGUGGACGAGGAGACUGUCUGUGGACAAAUUGGAAGCUUCAACUCCAUUCACAAUCACUUGGCCGCUCACCUGUCAGUUUUACAUGCAUUUAACCCAAUCAUCGUCUCCUUGGGCUAUUUCAAAACGAAUUAUUCGAAAAAUUGAGACAUCCUGCUUUACAAGUUUCAUUUCAGCAAAUUAGAAAGAUUCGAAUGUCAAAAGUGCGGCAGACGUGUUCUGGAGAAAAUAGACCUGGCUACGCACGCUCCAAAAAAUUAUGACGCUGCGGAUCCGAACGCAAAGAGCGUAUGCGAUAACGUGAGUCCACCUACAUGUGUGUAUUGCAAACCUGAAAAAGGAAUUACAGAAUCCGGAUGACAUACUGGAUUUGGUAAUCGAGGCGGAGAAAGAAAUAGAUUUCUAUAAACUAAGGGACUACGUCAUUGUUCCUGCGAGCGACGAUGAAACUGAGCGAAAGUGUGGAGUGUCAAGUUUGGUUGAAACUGUGAGUAUUUGAACAUGCGCUGGUUGGUUGUCUCCUUGUUUUUUUUAAGCUUUUUGUUCGUUCUGUAAAUGUUUUAUAUACUAAAUUUAUUUUUACAGUCAGAUGGGAAAAUGUGGUCGAGCGAGAAGAUAAUGGCAAAAUAUCGGACCAAAUUCGAGUAAGUUUUGAAAAAAUUGAAAAAAAAACGCUUUUUUCAAAUGUUUCGUUCUCUGAAAAAUCGUGCAUGUUGAGGGAGUUUGAUGUAUUCGUUUCAGGUCCGAUGCGCAUGUGAGAAGAGCCGAUCACAUGCUCUUCACAUGUAGUCUUCGAGUCAGAGACGAGCCGCCACCGAUAAAUUUCCACUCACGUAAGUUCGGCGCAAACCCGUGAACCGUCGGCUGUUUGGAUGCGGCGCCGCCUCUGUGCACUUCACAGCUGAAAUACUUGUUCAUUUUUUGAUUCAAAGACUCGAGAUUUGUUUUGCAAGCACUGCCUUUGAUAAAAACAUCCAAAUCAAACGUAUUCUUCGGGUAGCGUCGCAAAAUUUCAGAAGUGGCGCCCCGCCCAAACAGUUCAUGGGUUGAUGCUGUAAAGAGAGACGUGCUGACGCGAACACGUGUUUAAAAAUUGUUGUUCAGGGAACAAUUCUUCAUUAUACACGUACGAAUUAGAAAAAAACGAGUUCUGUCGGUAUGUCGGAAACCUCAACUCGGUUCACAGACACCUGGCCAUGCAUCUGUGAGUUUUUCAUGAUAUAGAACCCAUUCUUUUUGAGACCAUAGUCACAUGAAGAGUUGAAAAAUGUUCUGGACUCGUAUGCUGCUUGAUUGCGGUUUUGGUAUAUGAAUUUCAAAUAAUUGAAUAUUCAUUAAUCAACUGAAUGUGAUAAUGGUCGAAUUUCAGAAACUUGAUACGAUACAAGUGUCGAAAGUGUUCUCUGGAAAAAGUUAACUUAGAGGCUCACGUGCCACGUAAUACGGAAGACGACGUGUGCGAUUGCGUAAGUUCACUUAUUUGAAGUGUAAGCUCAAUGAGUAUGUAUUUCCAGCCAGGCGAUCCCAUUAUUCAGACGGAGUUUGACUGGAAUAAAGAGCAAGUUUUCCAAAAACUCCGGGAUCAUGUCAUCCUCCCUGCAAGCACCUAUGAGAGCGCCUUCACAAAAAAGAUAUGGCUUUUAGAAGAACAGCAUGAAGCCAGGAGAUACAGAGAAUCGAGCUAUAAGACGUUUGUCCCACCUCCGCUGAGCCCAGAAGCGUAUUUGAACACAAAAAGGGAACGGAGUCCAUCGUACCGGAGGCUGAAGAGGAAAGCAGAACUAGGAGAGUAGGGCACAAAAAUCAGAAUGACUUAGUAUUCACGGUUACUUUCAGUUGGUUGGCAGAACACGGAAAUGUUGGCAGCUCAAAUCAUCCGCCAAAAAGGUAAACAACUUAUCAUAGAAAUCGGACCUGAUCAAGUUUUCAAUUCAGCUUAAGACAAGAUAUCCCACAAACUCAACAUGUCCACUACUAA